Benincasa hispida (wax gourd) is the source of this 1186-nucleotide messenger RNA. RefSeq names its product acetylserotonin O-methyltransferase-like. NCBI's taxonomy places the organism in Eukaryota, Viridiplantae, Streptophyta, Magnoliopsida, Cucurbitales, Cucurbitaceae. Gene Ontology annotation, molecular function: protein dimerization activity; O-methyltransferase activity. The record is from RefSeq and is a predicted model, not a curated record.
UUGCAAAACAAGCAGAGAAUAGAGAUAGAGAUAAUAUCACAAGAAUGGAAGAAACUAUCACCAAAGAAUCAAAAUGGAAGAAAGAAGAAGAAGAGGCGAAGAUCCAAAUAUACAAGUAUGUAUUUGGUUUUGCAGAAGCAGCAGCAAUAAAAUGUGCCAUAGAGCUUAAAAUCGCAGAUGCCAUCGAAAGCCAUGGAAGACCGAUGACAUUAUCUCAACUAUCCACAGCUUUAAACUGCUCCCCACCACUUCUAUUUCGCAUCAUGAGAUUCCUCGUCCAUCGCCGAAUUUUCAAAGAAGAAACCACAGCUGAAAAUGUCAUAGGCUAUUCUCAAACACCAUUGUCUCAUCUGCUCAUCACUGUGGCUCCGUUGCUUGUGCUUGAGAAUAGCCCAACAAUUGUUGAAUCAUGGCAUAAUCUUAGUGCAAGGCUUAAGAACAAUGACAGUACUAGUGAUUUAUUAGCACCAUUUGAAGUAGCUCAUGGGAAGGGUAUCUGGAGCUAUGCUGCAACAAAUCCAGAAUUCAAUAGAAUGUUUAAUGAGGGUUUGGGUUGUAAUGCUAGAGUUAUUACUUUGCCUACCAUACUUGAAAGUUGUGGAGAUAUAUUUAAUGGAAUUGGAAGUUUGGUGGAUGUGGGAGGAGGAAAUGGGACUACUUUGAGUAUUUUGGUUAAGGCUUUUCCAUGGAUGAAAGGUAUUAACUUUGAUCUUCCAAAUGUUGUGUCAACUUCAGAAGAGUAUAAUGGUGUGGAACAUGUUGCUGGGAAUAUGCUUCAUUUUGUUCCAAAUGCUGAUGCUGCUUUCUUCAUGUGGAUUUUACAUGCUUGGGAUGAUGAAGAUUGCAUCAAAAUUUUGAAGAAUUGCAAGGAAGCUAUUCCAGAAGAUAGAGGGAAGGUGAUAAUCAUAGAUUCAGUGAUCGAUGAAAAAGAAGAAAAUAAGAUGCUUUCAGAUAUAAGGUUAACUUUGGAUAUAAUGAUGAUGACUCGUUCACGGAAGGGAAGAGAAAGAACUCAUGACGAGUGGACACACCUUCUAAUUAACAAGGCGGGUUUUAGUAGAUGCAUCAUUACACCCAUUCCUCAUGCUGUUCCAUCAAUCAUUCAAGCUUUUAUGUCAUAAAUAACAAUUAUAUUGUUCGAAUUUUUAAGAAUAAGUUGAAAAGGUUCUAUCCAUAAUUUUAAUUA